Messenger RNA from Schizosaccharomyces octosporus yFS286, 1174 nucleotides. RefSeq lists its product as uncharacterized. The coding region runs from base 61 to 441 and encodes 126 amino acids. NCBI's taxonomy places the organism in Eukaryota, Fungi, Ascomycota, Schizosaccharomycetes, Schizosaccharomycetales, Schizosaccharomycetaceae. The record is from RefSeq and is a predicted model, not a curated record. The transcript has a single exon.
AAUAGCUCAAAGACGAGUAUUAAAGCUUUAACUACACAAACAUUUAUAAGACCUAGGAAAAUGGCAUUUCGAGCAACAAGAUUCGCAUGGUCUUGGAGUGCAACGGCACCUAGAAACACGACGAUCCGUCAGUACAUUAAGGAAACGCUAGAACAAAGUCCGCAAAAACUUGAAAAACUCAAGAAGGCAUUGGGCAAGAAAGGUGAAGAAAUCUCGCAAGAAGUAAAUGAAAAGCCUGCCGAACAGCUGAAGAACGAAACUGCAGAAUCCGUCAAAAGAACAGCUCAGGGUGUAAAAGACACGAAUUAUGAAGAAAAGACUAAGAGCGCUACUCAAAAAUUGAAAGAAGAGUUUGACGAAAGAAGCUCUGAUGUGUUAGGCGAUGCUCGGCGUGAUGGAACGCUAAAAGAAAAAGGAAAAAAGGGAAUUAAAAAGGAAUAACAAGAUACAAAGCGGAUUCUCUUUAAUGAUUCUCUUAAUGAUUAUGACUGAUACGAAUAAUACAUGAUAAAAAAAAUAGUUAUGCGCUGUGCUUUGUUCCAAUUCACUUACUAUCAACUAGUAUGACAUCUGUACUAGUAGAGCAAGAGCUUUAGACCCUAUUAAAAGACAAAUGUAGACAGUUGGAUGCGGACGUAAAAAUUCUGUAUCUGAUUCUUAGAGCACUUGCUUCAGGCACUUUACUUUGACUUCGUCUCAAGCACAGUAGGUUCAUUUACUAAAUUUACUAAGGAAAUUAUCUACUUUUUUUGGUGUCAUAUACAUACAACGAGGCAUAUCCAAAAUAUACAUGCAUUUUUGUCUUUCCUUAUCCAAUUAUUUAUUAACGAUAACGACCGUAGCUCGUGACUGCGAUUUUGAUGAGAUACUAUAUAAGGGCAAGUAUUUUUUUCAGAAACACCACAUUCGUUUAUCCACACUAUUCACAAGCCAGUCUCACAGUUCUAUGUAACUGGCUUGGGGAACGUGUUGGAAAGAAAAAAACCACUGUGGUACUUCAUGCGGAACGGAACAGCUUUCCUUUCGGUCCGUAAUAAAUCGGUGGGAUAAUUCUAGAUAAAUAGAUUUUUCUGUUAGUUAGUUUGCUCAAAUGAAUGUUUACUGUUUAGAUCAUAUUGAAGUUGGAUAUUUUUAAAGCAAUAGAAUGUAUUAUUGUGUGUAAUUUGAACAUUUG